UGGGGGAUGGGAAGUAAAGCCCCAGCGAGCGGCAGCGGCGGGGCUGUGAGGAGCAGCCAGGGGGAGGCGGCGGCAGCGAGUCGGUGAGCAGCCGGGAGGAGCGGAGCCGAGGCGGAGCACCUGCAGGCACGGGCGGCGGCUUCACCAUGGCGAUUCGCAAGAAGAGCACCAAGAGCCCCCCGAUCCUGAGCCACGAAUUCAUCCUGCAGAAUCACGCGGACAUCGUCUCCUGUGUGGCGAUGGUCUUCCUGCUGGGGCUCAUGUUCGAGAUAACGGCAAAAGCUGCUGUCGUUUUUGUGACCCUUCAGUACAAUGUUACCCGCCCUGCAGCAGAAGAACAAGCUACUGAAUCAGCGUCCCUUUAUUACUAUGGUAUCAAAGAUUUGGCUACAGUUUUCUUCUACAUGCUAGUGGCGAUAAUUAUUCAUGCCAUAAUUCAAGAGUAUGUGUUGGAUAAAAUUAACAGGCGAAUGCACUUCUCCAAAACGAAACACAGCAAGUUUAAUGAAUCCGGUCAGCUUAGUGCAUUCUACCUAUUUUCUUGUAUUUGGGGCACAUUCAUUCUAGUAUCUGAAAAUUACAUCUCAGACCCAACUAUCUUGUGGAGGGCUUAUCCCCAUAACCUGAUGACAUUUCAAAUGAAAUUUUUCUACAUAUCGCAGUUGGCUUACUGGUUUCAUGCUUUUCCUGAACUCUACUUCCAGAAAACCAAAAAAGAGGACGUUCCCCGUCAGCUCGUCUACAUCGGUCUUUACCUCUUUCACGUUGCCGGGGCUUAUCUGCUGAACUUGAAUCAUCUAGGACUUGUUCUUUUGGUGCUGCAUUAUUUUGUUGAAUUUCUUUUCCACAUUUCCCGCCUGUUUUACUUCAGCGAUGAAAAGUAUCAGAAAGGGUAAGUUGCUUAGCCACUCUGU
Molecule: messenger RNA, 914 nt
Organism: Pteropus alecto (black flying fox)
Lineage: Eukaryota; Metazoa; Chordata; Mammalia; Chiroptera; Pteropodidae
Gene: TRAM1
Product: translocation associated membrane protein 1
Exons: 8
Coding region: 147-896 (249 amino acids)
Biological process (GO): protein insertion into ER membrane; SRP-dependent cotranslational protein targeting to membrane, translocation; ceramide biosynthetic process
Cellular component (GO): endoplasmic reticulum membrane
Molecular function (GO): sphingosine N-acyltransferase activity
Source: RefSeq, a predicted model, not a curated record